AAGCAGUUUUUUGGUCGGAAAUCGGUAAACAUAAGAGGCAGAGUACGAUAAUCUGGCAGCGUUGGUGAGCGGUGGGGGUAGGGUGGCUGUUCAAUGACUCGCGGUGAGAUAAGAGGAUAAAAUACACCAUGGCACUUCAAACCUACUGCCAAUCCUUGCCCAAAGUAGAGCUACACGCCCACCUGAGCGGCUCUCUCAGCGAUGCCACGGUGCUGAGCCUCAUAAGAACCAAGUCACAGAAAGGUGCUGACUCCUUACCUGCAUCAGCUGAGGUCACCAUCAAGAGAGGUCAUCAACGCACCCUAGAAGAAUGCUUUCAAGUCUUCAGGAUCUUGCAUUCCAUUACUGAUAGUCUAGAAGCUGUGAGAACCAUCACUUUGGAUGUGAUUCAAGAAUUUGCCUCAGACAACGUGAGGUACCUCGAGCUCAGAACAACUCCCAAGGACAUUCCCAACAAAAUGACCAAGAAGGAGUACAUGAACACUGUCCUGGAGGCCACAAUUGAGGCGAUGAAGAGGAACAACAUCACUGUUCGUCUUUUGUUGUCUGUGGACAGGGCGAGGGGCGUGGAGGAUGCAUGGUCCACCCUCCAGCUGGCUAAGGAGUAUCUCACACAUGAUACCUUUGGCUGUCUGGUAUGUGGUCUUGAUGUGAGCGGUAACCCUCACUCAGGAGACCUGAAAGAGUACCUACCCAUCCUGCAGGAGGCUCAGAGGAGUGGCCUCAAGUUGGCUGUUCACUUGGCCGAGGUGCCAAAUGAGACAGAGACAUUGGAAGUAUUAAGCAGUGGUCUUGUGGAUCGCAUUGGCCACGGCACAUUCAUCCACCCUGCCAGCGGCGGCUCCACAGCGCUACACAGCAUUGUUAAAGACAAAAAAAUUCCACUUGAAGUGUGUAUCUCAUCGAACAUCAAGUCUGGGACAGUGAAAAAUGUUGUGGAUCACCAUCUUGGUUUGUGGAGGAAAGAAAACCACCCCCUUGUGAUCUGUACAGAUGAUAAAGGUGUGUUUUCCACCUCCCUGAGUGAAGAGUUUUCCCUUUGUGCUCAGACAUUUAGCCUCUCAGAAAGUGACCUGCAUGAACUGUGUCUGGGUGGUGUGGACGCUGCCUUCCUCCCUCAGAAGGAGAAAGAGAAACUAAGGCAGGAGGUGCAGAAGGAGCUGGAUUCUCUGAAGGGAAAGUUAGUUUCAAGAUGCUGCCCGUAGCACCGGUAGACUCUCUUGAGGUCCUUUUUCUUACAUGUAUUUACGUACAAAUUACAUGUAUAGACAACAUCUGCAUAGAUAACGUAAAAGAAAAAAACUUCACAACUACAUUACACGAUGAAUGAUUACGUUAAGGAGUCGGAGGUAUUUUUACCCACUCCAACUCCGGACAAAAGUAGCCGACUCCACCGACUCCAACUCCACACCCCUGAUAUUUCCUGUUGGUUAUCUUGGAAAUCUACAUGGCAAAGUUGUAGAACGGGUAGUAGAAACUCCAUAUAAUGGACAUCUAGGGUAAGAAUAUGUGAUACAUAAAGGAAUUUGAUAAUCUUAAGGGGCUAUUACACUGGGCAAAUUUUCUGUGGAUAUUCAGUCACACCACGAUUUCUGCUAGCGUGGUUCUCAUUUGUUUCUUGUUAUUGCUGCUGAUGAUGAUGGUGAGUAAUACCGUCGUCCUUCUGUGAAAUCUACCGUAGCUUUGGAAGAUUGUGGACACGUCAGAAAACCACAGAAAUAUGAAAACCAUGCCAGUGGAAAUCGUGGUUUGACUGAAAAUCCACGGAAAAUUUGCCCAUUGUAAUAGCCCCUUUAGAUGCUAGAUUGCCAUGUGGAUAGGUAUAUGGUCACAUAUAACUGAACUACCUCUGUGAGCCUUCAAAUAUACUCUUUCUUUAGACUGAAAUGAAACUCCUAAAUCAUUUGUAUUCUUAUCCUUCCUAUGUAAAAAAAUUAUGCUGUCUUUUAGUAUGGCUUUGUUUAUUAUUAGAAACUGAUUGUGUUAAUAUUACAUGUUUGAUGCACAAAAACAUCUUUAGGCAUUCAUUCUAAUAAGACAUUUUUAUUUUUAUUUAUUUUAUUGAACAUGUUACUAUAUAAGAUAUAAUUCUAUACAAGAAAAUAAGAAUUGAACAGUAUUUUACAAGACUUCUUUGUUAAUAGCAACAGCACACUUGUAAAGACUUAGUUGCCAGAGAG
Molecule: messenger RNA, 2180 nt
Organism: Eriocheir sinensis (Chinese mitten crab)
Lineage: Eukaryota; Metazoa; Arthropoda; Malacostraca; Decapoda; Varunidae
Gene: Ada
Product: adenosine deaminase-like protein
Exons: 10
Coding region: 129-1205 (358 amino acids)
Biological process (GO): adenosine catabolic process; inosine biosynthetic process
Molecular function (GO): adenosine deaminase activity
Source: RefSeq, a predicted model, not a curated record